AUGGAUGAACUCGCCAAUGACCUCGCUACUGAGUUAAACGCCGUUUUUCUCCUGAAGAAGAAAAAAGUGUUGACGGAGAGAGAGCUCGUCCUCGGGAAUGAGUACGUUUUGUUUUUGCAAAAAUAACUCUUAUUAAUCGAGAUCAAAUUGACAAGGGAAGAUAGAACAAAUGAAUUUUUGAAAUGGAAAUAGCGGAAUGAAACUUGGACUAUCCCGCGUAAGAUGUUCCUAAAUAGCUGAGGUGUGGGGAGCAAAUUGAGUUGCCUAUCGUUCCGAAAAUUUGGCUCGAGGCCGCAAACACACACACAGGGGCAAGUACGAUGAAUUUAGUGACCAUCAAAGAGCCUUUGAUGGAUACCUUGACAAAGACACGAGAAAUUAUUAAAGAAGGCCUGUCACAAAAAAAGUGCUCAAGCUCCUUGUACCAUACACAUAAUUGCUCCGUCUAUCUCUACCCGUUAUUUUUUUAUUUUUUCCCCUUUUUGUACACCACUCGUUGCAUCAAGUUGCAGUACAUCAUUUUUCUCAAAAAUCAUUAUUUGUGCCUGUUUUGGCUCACAAAGCAUUCUAUCUUAAAAUAGAAGUGUCCAAGGAUAAAUGAGUUUUGAGAGUAGAGCGAAGUAAAGUGUUUUGAGGAUCAGGCCCUAAUUAUGAUCUUUGAGAACAUUGAUGCACUGCAACCUGAUGUGGUCUUUUAUCGUUCUAUCCAAUGGUAUAAGUAGCUUGAAGAUCAAUUUUUUGGUGACAGGCCUUUUUAAACCUUUUUUGCAGACUUUUUGAACCUGGCAGAACUCAACAGGGCCUCAACACUCUCAAGAUGUCAUUGAGCGAAUUGUUGCUGAGCCGUCCGGACCUCUUCACCAGAAUCGCGGGAGAUCAAUGGGCGGGCAAGGGAAACGAAGAAUUUGCGACAGUCAUGACUGACAACAAAAACACAGGAAAAGGGAAAAAAGGAGGCGGCGGCGUAGGCGGAGGACGGGGAUUCAACGGAGGUUAUCCGAGAGGAGUUUCGAACAGAGGGCGCGGCGGCAGAGGAGGAUCCGCUCGAGGAAUGCCUCGUGAGUUAGGCAAAUCUUCUUCUUAAAGAGUAGCUUGAAGAAUUACAGCUCAAAGUCGCGGAAACUCGUCUCGUCCGAGCUCGAGUGUGCACGAAUUCCCCUUCCGUCCGGUCUUCCAGCCACCACCACCCGCCCCCGCGGUGAACUUUAACAACCAACGCCCACUUCGUCCCAUGCAAUACGACAAUUUCAACUCAUCUUUCGAUCGUCAUCGGGGCAACAACGAGCCGCCGAAGGCUCCGCCUAAAUUCAAUAACGACAACUACAAGAGUCACAGAAACGACUAUGACGACUAGUUAGUUGUUUGCCGCAGGAUCAGUUUUCUAUUUUAGUUUUUUCAGUGUUCCGAACAACAACUUCGGUCGUCGUGACAUUGACACUGGAGACUUUAACGCAUCCCGUGGCUUCUUCGACGAAUCUGUGUACGACCAAGACAGUUACAAUAUAAAAGAUCGACGCCGAUACUCUCCAAGAAGACAUUCACCGUCGCCGCCGCCGCCGCCGCCGCCAAGACCGUACCGUGGUAACAGCCCUCCGCCACAAGUCAGAAGAGGCCCGGAUGCAUACGACUCGCGACGUAACGCUCCCCAUCCGCCUCCUUCUCCGAUGUCCUACCAAAACGGCGCAUACGGGAAUCGUCGAGCGCCGUCUCCGGUGCGGCCCCGCAUGCGCUCGCCGUCUCCGGUGAGGUCCCGAAUGCGCUCGCCGUCUCCCGUGCGGUAUCAUAUGCGCUCGCCGUCUCCUGCUCAACAGCGCUUGCUUCCGUCUCGUGCGGCACAGUAUCACAUCAGUCGUGACGAACAGGUGCCAAACAGUCGGGCUUACGAGCAGAGGAACGGAAACGGACCGAUGCGGUCAAGAUCGGGCUCUGGCUUUUCGCAGAUUUCGAACUCACCCGAGCCAGUUCAGCCAGCCAAGUCUUCUGCCAAACUUCGCUCUAAGAUGAGAGCCGAGGCUACCGUUAACGAAAGCAAUGAUUUGGCGAAGCUUUUUAGUGACAUGGGCGGCAUUUCUUCCGGAAACGACACUUCUCAGUCGGCGGCGACACCGCGCGCUCUUCCCAAGAACAACGUCACUGCGGAAUUCGUGGCCCGCACCGUCCAAGCGCUUGAUACCCGGUUCCAAGGAAAAGAACUGCACGUGGCUGAUCUGUUCAACUACAUGUCGCGAUACACACAAGUGCCAGCAGAGAGUGACGAUGAAAAACUGGAAUACAUUAUCAGUGCAAAGAAUCAGUUUCCAGAAGAAUUUGGUCCGCUUGUAUUGAACACUAAAACGGUGAGAAUAGAUUCAUUACUCAUUAUAGUUAAGAAAAUAAUUUUUAGAGAAUCUUGACAUGGAAACAAAAAGAAAUUAUGACGAUUGACGACCGAGAAGACGAUCUGUUCCACUUUAUACGCCGUUUUAUCGAUACAUUCCCAAAUGACGACUUCUACGUGAGAGAUGCAUUGGCCAAGCUGGUGAAAGUCACGAAAGAGUCUGAAGAAGUGCUCCGUCCGAAGCUCAACUACCUUCUCUCAAUAGGAAAGUUCAGAUACAAGAACGGGAACGGUGCGUUUGCGAGGUCAGCGAAACUGAAGGAAAACAAAGAGUUUUGCAGAAAUCAUCACGAAGAACUUUCCAAACGACGAAGACAACGGCCCAACGUUCUUCUGGGCGCCUUCUUGCCAUCAAAUGGCCGACAAGGAGGAAUGUCCGCAAAGAUUCUUCAAACUGAAAGAAAACCAAGUUCCGUCCGCGCGAGUUGAGAUUUGCUGCUUCCAUUCGUUCGAUAAAUUCUUCGUCCGUCUGAUUGAAGACGAUGCUCCUCACAAGCGAAUGGAUGAAGAUCUACAGUGAGUAAAUUGGGAGGAGAACGCGAAUUACUAUUUUUUGCAGGCAGUUUAUGUCUUCGUCGGAACACAAAUACUAUGCAGCAAAAGUGUGGAAACGUGGAUACGCGUGCAUCGUUCGUCAUGAAGAGCCGGGCAUGCUCCCGAGGUGGUACCGUGGAGUCGUCCUGAGCAAAGAAACGAGCAAUGUGAGCCAGUUAAUGUUUACCUUGUUGCUAUUAUACUUUUCACAGACAUUCCGCGUUUUUCUGAUCGAUGUCGGAACGAUGCAGCUAUUCAGUGCAGACCGAAUGCACACUAUGCCGAACCGAUUCAGCGAAGAAAGGCCGUAUGCGAUUCCAUGCAAGCUGGACUAUACGGACAAGGAAGAAGAUGAUAUCAUGGAAAUUCGUGUGCAACAUUCGCGUUGGGUCAACCACGUCAGACAGAAUCGCAGAAGGUUUCAAAUUCUAGUCGUGAAUAUUGAAGCCGACAAGGGAUUGGUAAACGAUGAGAUGACAUCUUUAUGAAAAAUGUGUAUUGUUUUCAGGAAUUCGGAAUGUACACGUGUCACAUGAAUGUGUUCGUCGAAGGAUUAAACGACACUCCAGCCGAUGUCUUCUCUUGUUUUUUUAAUAAUUGA
Molecule: messenger RNA, 3512 nt
Organism: Caenorhabditis sp. 36 PRJEB53466
Lineage: Eukaryota; Metazoa; Nematoda; Chromadorea; Rhabditida; Rhabditidae
Source: the annotation of a GenBank genome assembly